Messenger RNA from Glycine soja, 2659 nucleotides. Its product is annotated as protein indeterminate-domain 5, chloroplastic-like. Gene Ontology annotation, cellular component: nucleus. The record is from RefSeq and is a predicted model, not a curated record. The transcript is spliced from 4 exons. Gene Ontology annotation, molecular function: DNA-binding transcription factor activity. NCBI's taxonomy places the organism in Eukaryota, Viridiplantae, Streptophyta, Magnoliopsida, Fabales, Fabaceae. The coding region runs from base 528 to 2234 and encodes 568 amino acids.
AAAAAAUUUCAUUUAUGACAAGAGAGAAGGGAGCAAAAUCUGGAAAAGCUUUUGAAGAGGAAAAAAAGGCUGAGAAUAAUAAAUAAAAAGUAAAGAAAAGAAGGAAGGAAAUGGUGUGUGUAUAUGUGUUGGUGCAUCUGCAUGACACCAAAUCAGUGAAGAAACUGAGUAAUAUUACUGCCAGCUCAAAUUUCUCAUUUAUAACAAGCCAGCCUCAGGAGGAAAAUCACAUCAAGGAGUACUCAUGGAGGAGGGGUUGAGUAUUUGCUGUUGCUAUUAAUUUCUUCUUCUUCUUCUUCAAUAUCUCUGUCUGUUCUAUCUCCCUCUAGAUUUUUCUUUUGCUAGAAUUCUCUUCCUUAUGAGUUUUUUUCUUUCUGAGAUUGGGGAUGUGAAUUAAAGAGGACUCAAAUUGCAUGUGGGUUUUCCAGAAUUCUGAUACAGUUUUGGGGUUCAAGGAGAAAAAGAACACUCUCUCAGGUGAAGCAGAAGAAGGUUAAUUGUUAUAUAUAGGACUUGCUAUAAGAGAUAUGGCGGCAUCAUCUUCCUCAGCGUCGCUCUUUGGAUUUAGAGAAGAGGAUCAGAAUCAGAUGAAGCAACAACAUUCCCUGACACCAUCUUCAUCAACAACACCAGCUGCACCCCCACCCCAGAAGAAAAAGAGAAACCAACCUGGAACACCAUAUCCAGAUGCGGAGGUGAUAGCACUAUCUCCCAAGACCCUAAUGGCAACAAACAGGUUUAUAUGUGAGGUGUGCAACAAAGGGUUCCAAAGAGAGCAAAACCUACAGCUACACAGAAGAGGACACAACCUGCCUUGGAAGCUUAAGCAGAAGACUACAAAAGAGCCAAAGAGAAAGGUUUAUCUGUGUCCUGAGCCCACAUGCGUUCACCAUGACCCUUCAAGGGCUCUUGGAGACCUCACAGGGAUUAAGAAACACUACUCUCGCAAACACGGUGAGAAGAAGUGGAAGUGUGACAAGUGCUCCAAGAAGUAUGCUGUUCAAUCUGAUUGGAAAGCCCAUUCUAAGACUUGUGGCACCAGAGAAUAUAGAUGUGACUGUGGCACCCUCUUCUCCAGGCGUGACAGUUUCAUCACCCACAGGGCCUUCUGCGAUGCACUGGCUCAAGAGAGUGCAAGACAGCCACCUAGCCUUAGCGGCGGAGGAAUUGGCAGUCAUCUGUACGGAAGCACCACCAACAUGGCCUUAAACCUAUCUCAGGUCGGUUCUCAAAUCUCAACCAUGCAAGACCCUAACGCCCAGCCCACCGAGCUCCUCCGCCUGGGCGCCGCCUCCGGUCGAACCGGCCAGUUCGACCACAUCCUCGGUUCACCCUUCCGACCGUCGAACCAACAACAACAACAACAACCUUUCUUCAUGUCCUCCGAACCCAACCAAACCUACCACCACCCCGACCAAAACAAACCCUUCCAACAAGGGUUAAUGCAGUUGUCUGAUCACCUUAACAACAACAGCCACCACAAUAAUUCACCCUUCAGCCUUCCCUUUCUCUCCAACAACACAAGCAACGCUUCGUUCUCUGAACACUUCAACAAUGCCAAUGGAGGAGGAGGCAACAACAACAACAACAACAACAACAACAACGAGGGCACUAACUACUUCGCAACUUCAAGUGCACCUUCUCUCUUCAGCAACAGUGUCAAUGCCAGUGCCUUAUCUCACAUGUCCGCAACUGCACUGCUUCAGAAAGCAGCACAAAUGGGUGCAACUACGAGCAACGGCGGCACCGCUUCGCUGUUGAAAAGCUUCGGAAGCGCGUCCUCCAGCAGCGGCGGCGGCUCGAAACUGGUGAAUGCUGCAAACUACGUCAGUGGCAUGUUCGGAGGGAAUAAUCACGUGAACGAACAGAGUAACAGUAACCUCCAAAACCUGGUGAACUCGUUCGCUGUUGGUGGAAACUCUUCCAUUUUCGAAGAUGGGUUUGAAGCAUAUGAACAUAGUAACAAUAACAGUAAUAGGGACCCAAAAGUGCACGCAAUGAGUGGAAGUAGCAGCAGCAUUGGAGGGUCUGAUAGGCUCACCCGCGAUUUUCUGGGUGUUGGUCAGAUAGUGAGGGGAAUGAGUGGGAGUGGAGGAGUUGCGCAGAGAGAACAACAGCAGCAACAUGGCUUCAACUUGAGUUCUUUGGAGGCAGAAAGAUAUAAUAAUAAUAGCAAUAAUGCUGCGCCGUCAUCAGGGCAAGCUUUUGGAGGUGGUGGAGGGAAUUUUCAGUGAUGAGAAAACUUAUUCUCCAUCAUGCCAACAAGGUACAAAGGGAUUUCAACUUGUUCCAUUGAAACUUGACUGUCCAGCUCAUCUAAUUAAGGCAUUUUUAAGUGCAGCAUUAGGGAAGCAUAUGUGAAGUUUCUGCAGUUUACUAAUAGCGCAAGCAAAUUAGGCUUCAAAAUUAGGGUUCUUCAACUCCGUUACAACUUUCAGUUUUUUCUUUCCCUACCUUUCUAUAAGUUUAUUCGGUUUAUAAACAAACUAGCUUCAAGAUUUUCAUGGUUUAAUUUAAUAGAUUUUGUUAUUGGACAAUGCAUUACUUAUAUUUAAAUUUGACUGCCAGAGAUGACUUUGUUCAUAUAUACUUUGGCAUUUUGUGCAUAAAUGUGUUUGGACAUCUUCAGAGCGGGAUGGCCCCGUUAUGUCACAACUCA